This is a messenger RNA of Ustilaginoidea virens, 1050 nucleotides long. RefSeq lists its product as uncharacterized. The record is from RefSeq and is a predicted model, not a curated record. The transcript is spliced from 5 exons. Bases 1 to 1050 code for a protein of 349 amino acids. NCBI's taxonomy places the organism in Eukaryota, Fungi, Ascomycota, Sordariomycetes, Hypocreales, Clavicipitaceae.
AUGCCAUCCGCGUCGGCAAACCUCCCCAUCAUAGACCUCUCGGGCCCUCAAUCCGAGGUAGCAAAGCAACUCGUUGACGCCGCCGCGGACCACGGCUUCGUCUACAUCAGGAACUGGGGCCCCGACUUCCCCGCUACCAACGUCGACGAGGCAUUUGAACUGUCCAGAAAGUUAUUCGCCGCUCCCUUUGAAGAAAAGCAGGCAUGCUCCAUCCAGAAGAACAACCGGGGCUGGACCAGCAUGCAUGCCGAGACGCUGGAUCCCAAAAACCAAACGGUUGGAGAUUUCAAAGAAGCAUUCAACUUUGGCGAGUUUGUCAACGCCAAAGCCCAACAGCCCAUACCGCCCACCAUCGCGGCAGAUGAGGGCAAAUUAUCGGCCUUUGCCGACCUGUGCCGGUCGCUAUGUCGCACCAUCCUCGCUCUCCUGGGUCAAGGUUUAGGAGUCGACGGCUUCUUCUCCUCGGCCCAUUUUCAAGCGCAUUCCGGGUCUGGCAGCAUCCUCCGAUUCUUGCGCUACCCGCCACCCUCGACAACCUCUCACUCGCCAAACGACUUUCGUGCUGGCGCGCACUCCGACUACGGGUCCAUCACUUUGCGUUUCCGCCUCCGGGGCCAGGCCGGGCUUGAAAUUCUCCAAAAGGACGACCAGUGGGCUCCUGUUCCCGUGUCGCCCGCUGGCACCGAAAACGACCCUAGCCCGCCGAUUCUGGUCAACAUUGGCGACUUGCUGUCGUACUGGACAAACGGACUGUUCAGAAGUACAGUGCACAGAGUCGUGUUCCCCACCAAUGCUCAAAACGGGACGACGGAUGGCGUCCGAGCAGAGGACACUUCUCAGACGAGGUACUCGAUUGCCUACUUUUGCCACCCCAUGAACAAUGCAUUGCUGGACCCGGUGCCGAGCGACAUGGUUAGAAGCUUUGCGCCGACGGCUGGCGCCAAGGACGCCAACCCCUACGCCGAACGUAAAGUCUUGACUGCUGGUGAACAUCUGUUGACGAGGUUGAAGGAGAGCUACGGAGCCCUGUACAGCGAAGAGAAGCAUUGA